Molecule: messenger RNA, 458 nt
Organism: Trichomonas vaginalis G3
Lineage: Eukaryota; Parabasalia; Trichomonadida; Trichomonadidae
Exons: 1
Source: RefSeq, a predicted model, not a curated record
AUGUACGCCGCUCAGAAUAUAACGCCAACAGUUUUGGAUGCCAUGAAUGGAAAUGUUUCCGAAUGGUAUAACGAAUGCGACAAUGCCAUUAGAAGGUCAGAAAUAGUUCCUGGAACUUACGAAUAUACAACUGCUGUUUCUUAUGGAAACGUAGGUGAGUUUGGAGAAGGUUCUUCAACAACAGUAGAUAUUGCUUGCGACAGGUUUCAUAUUAUUUCUAUUGACAACUCUUUCUUAUACGUGGAACAAGACAUUGAAAUAAAACCUUCUGCCAAGUUGUCUGACAAGAAAGGUUGCAAUGGAAUUUUCUAUGUCGGAUACCAAUAUGCUCCAGAAGUUUUCAUGGGAUAUAAGAUAUAUUCUAACUCUGACUUAGUUCAAACAGUAACAUGGGCAAACUAUGAAUGGUUCGCUUUGAGAAACUCAGUACAACCACAAGCUAGAGAACAAACAGACCA